UUCCAUCUGGCUACCAACGGCUAAACAAUUGAAUCAGUAAAUAGUCAACAACAAUUGGCGAAUACAUAUUUUUUUUAAACGCGUAGAACUCGCCGAAAAAAAAAAGAAAAAAACCACAAAAAAAAUUAAAAACCGUUUAGAAUUAUUGUAAGUGAUAAAGAUUUAUUUUUAUGUAAGCGUAAAUUAAACAAAGAUGAAUAAUAAUAUUCCCCUGUUUCCCAUGGGGUCCCUUUAUGUGGGAGACUUGCACCCCGAUGUUACUGAAGGCAUGAUUUAUGAAAAAUUUUCUGGAGCCGGACAGGUUCUCUCCCUCAGACUUUGUCGCGACGUAAGAACAAGACAAUCUCUCGGCUACGGCUACGUAAACUUUAGCAGUUCGCUGGACGCUGAACGAGCUUUAGAUACAAUGAAUUUCGAUCUGAUCAAAAACAAACCGAUGCGCAUAAUGUGGUGUCAAAGAGACCCCGGUCUAAGAAAAUCUGGCAUUGGCAACAUAUUCAUCAAAAAUUUAGACAAAAGUAUUGAUAACAAAUCUAUGUACGACACGUUUUCCGCCUUUGGCCACAUUUUGAGCUGCAAGGUGGCCUUGGACGAUGACGGAAAGUCCAAAGGUUAUGGCUUUGUACAUUUUGAAACUGAAGAGUUGGCCAAUAAGGCUAUUACUAAGGUCAAUGGAAUGCUUUUGAAUGGAAAAGUUGUGUAUGUAGGCAAAUUUGUGCCUCGUGUUGUACGCGAAAAAGAGCUGGGCAAUAGAGCCAGACCUUUCACUAACUUGUUUGUCAAAAAUUUUGGACAAAACAUGACUGACCAAAAGUUUAAAGAUUUAUUUUCCAACUUUGGAGUCAUUACUAGUAGUCUAGUGGUACGAGAUGCAGAUGGUACAAGCAAAGGCUUCGGUUUUGUUGCUUUUGAAGAUGCUAAAUGUGCUGAAAAAGCUGCAGAAGAAAUGAACGGCUACGAAUUUGAAACAAGAACCAUUUAUGUCGGACCUGCUCAGAAAAAGGCGGAACGUGUGCAGGAAUUGCGGAAAAAGUUUGAACAGCAAAGGAUGGAAAGGUUCACCAGAUACCAAGGGGUGAAUUUGUACAUUAAGAAUUUGGACGAUACUUUUGAUGAUGAUAAACUCAAGACCGAGUUUGAACCUUAUGGAACUAUUACAUCUGCAAAGGUCAUGACAGCAGCCAAUGGCAGAUCUCGCGGUUUCGGAUUUGUAUGUUACACAAACACUGAUGAAGCUACAAAGGCCAUUCAAGAGAUGAACGCAAAAAUAGUGGGUUCGAAACCCCUAUACGUCGCGUUGGCUCAACGCAAAGAAACUCGCAGGGCGUACCUUGCCAGCCAACACAUGAUUAGGGCCCAUGCUGCUAGACAACAAGGUGUCCAAUACGCUGGUGCGCCAUCGUUUCUUUUACCAGCAGUGGCGCAAGGACCGAGAAUUUUCACUUCGGCCCCCCCUUUAAGACCAGCUCCGCGAUGGCCUGGUUUGCAAACCCUGGCGAGACCCAAUGGGGCAACUUUCGGGCUUCCCCUGCUCGGAGCCACCCCGUUUAGGACCACUUCGACUACUAGGCCUUUGCCACAGAGAUCUAAUCCUCGUCCAAUAACAAGUACUUCUGCUGGCCCAUUAACAGCUCGUCCAAAUUCGAAAUUCACCCAACGCCACGGUCUGGAUGCUCCAAUAAUUGACGGCAGAUACGCCCAAGUUGCACCUCAAGAAACCAAACAAAUUUUGGGUGAACAAUUGUUUAAGAUUGUUGAAAAACUUCAUCCGGAAUUGGCGGGCAAAAUCACUGGGAUGCUGCUUGAAAUUGACAAUUCCGAAUUGGUUCAUAUGAUCAAGAAUCAGGAAUCUUUGAGAGCGAGAGUUGAGGAAGCUAUAGCUGUUCUCGAAGCUCAUAAACAACUAUCCACCACCAAAAAAGUCCUAACGAUCCAAGAUUGAAUGUAGUUUCAGAAUUCAUUUAUCAAUGUUCUUGUAUUUAUUGUAUAUAGUGUAAGAUUUUGUUAAUUUGCGUCAAAUGUCGCAUUUCUAUAUUAGUUUUAAGUUUUCUCGUUCGUACAUUGUUUAAAAAUUAAUAUGUAUUUACUAAUUGUUGCCUCAUAUUUUUUUGAUACUGAAUAAAAUAAUAUUGUAAUCGUU
This is a messenger RNA of Ceutorhynchus assimilis (cabbage seed weevil), 2140 nucleotides long. The record is from the annotation of a GenBank genome assembly. NCBI's taxonomy places the organism in Eukaryota, Metazoa, Arthropoda, Insecta, Coleoptera, Curculionidae.